AUGCGAGUGAAAAUCGAUGGUUUGAAGUUCUACCCUCUUUGCCUUGUAGACGUUGAUGACAUCGUGCUUAUAACACCAAACAUCAGCCAAGCGGAACGUAUGCUUGCCGACUUUGACAAAGUCUGUAGAAAGAUUAGUUUUGGAAUGAAUCUCACAAAAGCAAUGUUUAUGAGGAACGGAUUGGUUUCGUAUGCCCCAUUUACGCUCAACGGAACGAAUAUCUCCGAAUGCUCCAGUUAUGUCUACCUGGGUCGGGAGAUCAACAUGAUGAACGACCUAGCUCCAGAGCUGUGCAGAAGGAAACGGGCGGCUUGGGGAGCUUUCAAAAACCUCGAGAAUGUAGUGAACAAGACAAAGAACACCCAAACGCAUGCCUAA
Messenger RNA from Angiostrongylus costaricensis, 378 nucleotides. Lineage: Eukaryota; Metazoa; Nematoda; Chromadorea; Rhabditida; Metastrongylidae. The record is from the annotation of a GenBank genome assembly.